ACAAUCUAGCUUUAAAUUACAUAGGUAAUCAUGCCAGCCAAAGUUAAAAUCAGCAUUCCUUUUUUUUAGAUAAGGGGCCAAAUUCAAAUAUUAGAUCCUAGGAGAUUCAAGCUUUUAAAUUAUCAAAAAAAGGCCAAGCUAUUUUUUUUAAAAUAAAAAUUAAUACAUAAUUGUGUUUGGUUACCAGCUGAUUUCCAGUGUGUACACACCACAAAACCGGCAAAAAAACCACUAGAAGAAGAACCAACUCCAGCAGGAAGACUCGGAGUUACGUGCUAAAAAACAAUGUCCAGCGAAAGUAGCAGUAGUGACAGCAGCAUCUCAAGCGAUGAAAGACACAAGAAGCGAAAGCACAAAAAACAUAACAAGGAUGUGGACAAGUCCAAAAAGAAGUCAAAAAAGCACAAAAAAGAAAAGCGCCGACACAAGGAGAAAAAGCGUAGCAGGCAUGAGAAGGAACAAACAGCAUUUCAACCCCAACCUUCUGUUUUGGUAAAUCUUCCCCCACCUGAUUUGGCUUCAAACAGUGAGGAUGCAUUCGGUCCUGCCCUUCCACCGCACUUAAGAAAGUCUAGUCAGCCGGAAAUGCCAGUAGAAGGUAAUCCUCAGAAAGAGCUGGGACCGCAACCCAAGGCCAUGAUUGGUCCCAUUCUACCUAGCAAUUUGACCAUGGAUAAGUCUCCCAAUAAAAACGAUGAAGCUGAUAGUGAUGAUGAUCUAGCUGGUACUUUUGGGCCCCUACCUAACGCCAGCCAAGUGGCACUGGAGGAGCGUGCUCUUGCACUCAAAUUGGCCGCUUUAGAGGGUGGAGGAUUGGGUACUUCCACAGACCAAGAAGUGCGAGAAGAGUGGAUGCUGGAACUGCCAGAUGUGGGAUUAAAGAGCGGUCUUGCCGCUCUAAGCAAUAUGAAGCGCACAUUCUACCAAGGAAAGGAGCGACCAGACUUCAGCGAUCGUUCCUCCUGGACGAAGACACCUCAGAGUGAAGCGGCUGCAGCUGCAUCCGGUCCAAAAGCAUUUAGUUCCAAGGAGCUGGAGCAGAUGGCUCAGGCGAAAUACGAGCAGCAGCGCGAUGAUGAACAGGAGAGCAUGGCCAAAAAGCACAAAAAGAAGCACAAGAGGGAAGAAUCUUUAGUUGAUCUGCAUCAAAAAAAGUUAAGAAAAGAACAAAGAGAAAAGGAAAAGGAACUUGCGGCUUCGGGAUCCAAGCCAGAGCGAAGACCAUUUAGUAGGGACGUGGACUUAAAGCUCAACAAGAUCGACAAGAAUCAAACCAAGCAGAUUGUCGACAAGGCCAAAAUACUUAACACGAAGUUCUCCAGGGGACAGGCUAAGUACCUGUAACAAGAAUUUAUUUUUUUAUUUAGGCAAAAGAAAAAAGGGAAUAAAAUAUACACACGUAUUGUAGUUUUAUUGGCUCUGCA
This is a messenger RNA of Drosophila ficusphila, 1424 nucleotides long. RefSeq names its product GPALPP motifs-containing protein 1. Lineage: Eukaryota; Metazoa; Arthropoda; Insecta; Diptera; Drosophilidae. The transcript has 3 exons. The coding region runs from base 286 to 1344 and encodes 352 amino acids. The record is from RefSeq and is a predicted model, not a curated record.